Molecule: messenger RNA, 2487 nt
Organism: Cebus imitator (Panamanian white-faced capuchin)
Lineage: Eukaryota; Metazoa; Chordata; Mammalia; Primates; Cebidae
Gene: SLC17A5
Product: solute carrier family 17 member 5
Exons: 11
Coding region: 265-1752 (495 amino acids)
Biological process (GO): transmembrane transport; monoatomic anion transport
Molecular function (GO): transmembrane transporter activity
Source: RefSeq, a predicted model, not a curated record
CUUUGCGCCAAUCCCGCCAGAACUCCCGGAACUCGGCUUCCCUCGUCCCACCCACGCCACGGUUGCCCACACCCAAGAUGGCGGCGGGGGCGGAGUCGGCGCGGCCGUCUCUGGGCGGGGUCGCGGGGACGAGACGUGUCCGGGAGGCGGUGCCAACGCCCCCGCCCCGGCUGGUUCCGCCAGCUCGGCCCGGCGGCUUCGGGCUGUUGGGUCGGCGCGCCCUUCUCUGCCAGGUGGCGAAGGCGCCCACUCCACGUAGGCGUCAUGAGGUCCCCGGUUCGGGACCUGGCCCAGAAGGAUGGCGAGGAGAGCACGGAUCGCACGCCUCUUCUGCCAGGCGCCCCACAGGCCGAAGCCGCUCCAGUGUGCUGCUCUGCUCGUUACAACUUAGCAAUUUUGGCCUUUUUUGGUUUCUUCAUUGUGUAUGCAUUACGUGUGAAUCUAAGCGUUGCAUUAGUGGAUAUGGUAGAUUCAAAUACAACUUUAGAAGAUAAUAGAACUUCCAAGGCAUGUCCAGAGCAUUCUUCUCCCAUAAAAGUUCAUCAUAAUCAAACGGGUAAGAAGUACCAAUGGGAUGCAGAAACUCAAGGAUGGAUUCUCGGUUCUUUUUUUUAUGGCUACAUCAUCACACAGAUUCCUGGAGGAUAUGUUGCCAGCAAAAUAGGGGGGAAACUGCUGCUAGGAUUUGGGGUCCUUGGCACUGCUGUCCUCACCCUGUUCACUCCCAUUGCUGCAGAUUUAGGAGUUGGACCACUCAUCAUACUCAGAGCACUAGAAGGACUAGGAGAGGGUGUCACAUUUCCAGCCAUGCAUGCCAUGUGGUCUUCUUGGGCUCCCCCUCUUGAAAGAAGCAAGCUUCUUAGCAUUUCAUAUGCAGGAGCACAGCUUGGGACAGUAAUUUCUCUUCCUCUUUCUGGAAUAAUUUGCUACUAUAUGAAUUGGACUUAUGUCUUCUACUUUUUUGGUGCUGUUGGAAUAUUUUGGUUUCUUUUGUGGAUCUGGUUAGUUAGUGACACACCACAAACACACAAGAGAAUUUCCCAUUAUGAAAAGGAAUACAUUCUUUCAUCAUUAAGAAAUCAGCUUUCUUCACAGAAGUCAGUGCCGUGGGUACCCAUUUUAAAAUCACUGCCACUCUGGGCUAUUGUAGUUGCACACUUUUCAUACAACUGGACUUUUUAUACUUUAUUGACAUUAUUGCCUACUUAUAUGAAGGAGAUCCUAAGGUUUAAUGUUCAAGAGAAUGGGCUUUUAUCUUCAUUGCCUUAUUUGGGCUCUUGGUUAUGUAUGAUCCUGUCUGGUCAAGCUGCUGACAAUUUAAGGGCAAAAUGGAAUUUUUCAACUUUAUGUGUUCGCAGAAUUUUUAGCCUUAUAGGAAUGAUUGGACCUGCCAUAUUCUUGGUAGCUGCUGGCUUCAUUGGCUGUGAUUAUUCUUUAGCCGUUGCUUUCCUAACUAUAUCAACAACACUGGGAGGCUUUUGCUCUUCUGGAUUUAGCAUCAACCAUCUGGAUAUUGCUCCUUCGUAUGCUGGUAUCCUCCUGGGCAUCACAAAUACAUUUGCCACUAUUCCAGGAAUGGUUGGGCCUGUCAUUGCUAAAAGUUUGACCCCUGAGAACACUGUUGGAGAAUGGCAAACCGUGUUCUAUAUUGCUGCAGUUAUUAACAUUUUUGGUGCCAUUUUCUUUACACUAUUCGGCAAAGGCGAAGUACAAAGCUGGGCUCUCAAUGAUCACCAUGGACAUAGACACUGAAGGAACCAAUAAAAAAUCCUGCCUCUAUUGAUGUAUUUUUAUGUAUCAGGUAACCUCAAAGUGCCUUCAGUAUUUUAUUGUGUAAGCAUUCUCUGUUUUUUUAAUUGUAUUAGAUUUUUAAGACCUAUAAUCAUGAAAUGUCACUAGUUGCCAGAUUAAUAAAAUGAACUAUGUUUAAUUAUGAAUAAUAUAUAUGCUAGGACUUCUACUGUAGGUUCACAUACCUGCCUGCAAGUUGGGCAACACGAAGUAGGAGAGUUCUAUUGAUUUUUUAGGGCCAUACUUAAGGGAAUGAGCUGAAACAGACCUCCUAACCUUGGCUUAAUGACACUAGUUGAUAAUUCUCAGGUAUUGAUAAACACCUGUUUUUGUCCACUUUCCUCAUAAAAAUUGUCGGCUCUGACACUUAGAUCUCAAACUUUAGCAACUCCGUGGAGCUGCCAGCCACCGUAUAAUUUGGCCUGGCAACCGUACUGAGGGGAGUGUGCCCAGGCAGCUGCCAAGCACUCCCUCCUUGGCUUCAGGGCCAGAGUGCCCAGCAUUUAUCAGAGGCAGCAUCCAAGCUCAGAGCCCGUGUUCACUCUUCGGCUGGUGCCUUUCCUCUGAGGGGCUAUUAAUGUGUAAAUAAAGUCUUGAGAAGGCAGGAGCAGUGAGAUCCACUGCUGUGGUCUUGAUGCCUCCUCAAAUUUUCCCUUCCCAGCACAGAGGAAUAUCGGCUGCAUGCAGCCUGCAAAA